UUGAACUAGCGUGCUAAAUGCCGGGGUUAGCUUCUUCAAAGCGGCUAGCUAGCUAGCGGCAAAUCUAUGCUCUAGCAGUUAGACUGCUGUCAUUUUAAAUGUCUGGACGUAGAGCUGCCAGAAGGAAACAUUCAGAAAUGUGGAUGAGUACAUUUGCACGUUUUGUUUUACCUGCUCUGCACAGAAGCACCUCUGCCACGGCCUGCCAGGCUUUGAGGGCUUGUCGUAGACCAGGGCCAGGUGCUGUUUCACCACCUUCUUGUUUGACAGCAGUGCAUAUUCGUGGGCAGCAUACCCUUGGCCCUGCCUCUGUCCCUUUGGUUUGCCACUCAAUGAGACACGUCCGGGCUCUGGAUGAGGAGAGGCUAAUGGAGGUGGAGUGGGAGGAUGGGGAGCGAAGUCUGUACCCAUUCACCUGGCUGAGAGACAACUGCCAGUGUCCACUGUGCACCCUGCAGUCAGCUCAGGCUCGCUUGCUCCUGCUGGCUGAUCUUGAUAUCCACACAGGAGUAGAAGUUGUAGAAGUCAACAAUGACAACAAGGUCUCCAUUGUAUGGCCUGACCAGCACAUCAGCAUUUUUGAUGCAGAGUGGCUGAAAAAACGCUGUUUCUCUCCUGCUGCCAGACAAGCAAUGCAAGAGGAGCUUUUCCUCAAUGAGCGUUAUUAUUGGAACUCCAAACUGCGAAUUCCCACAGCCAAUUACCAGGAAGUGCUCCAUGACGAUAAGGCCGCGCUCGCCUGGCUCUUGGCGCUGCGACGUGUUGGCAUUGUUUACCUGAAGGGGGCUCCUGUGGAGCAAGGCCAAGUGGCCAGACUCGCUGAGAGGAUUGGCUACCUCAGGCUGACAUUUUAUGGGUAUACAUGGCAGGUCCAGGACAAACCCAUGGCAAACAAUGUAGCCUACACUGCAGGGAAGCUCAGCUUGCAUACAGACUACCCUGCUUUACACUUUGCACCUGGGGUGCAGUUUCUGCACUGCAUCAACCAGGCUAUGAAAGGAGGGGAGAGCAACGUGGUGGACGGCUUUCACAUGGCCGAACAGCUGCAGAGAGAAGACCCAGAAGCUUUCAGGACGCUCACCUCGCUGCAUGUUGACUUCACAGACACCGGGACAGACUACUGCGACUUCAUGCUGCAGUCCAAGAAACGCAUCAUCGAUGUUGACUCUAAGGGCAGAGUUGUGAGGAUUAACUACAACAACGCCACUAGGGAUUCUGUACUGGACCUCCCCUUGCAGCAGGUUCAGCACUUCUACAGAGCUCUAAAGGCUUAUGUGAACAUCAUGAACAGACCAGAGAACGUGGUGACGUAUACAAUGGAACCAGGUGACAUUGUGACUUUCGACAACUGGCGUCUCCUCCAUGGGAGGAAGAGCUACAUUAGCAGGCCAGACAAACUGCGACACCUGGAGGGGGCCUACCUGGACUGGGACGAAGUCAUGUCUCGUCUCCGGAUCCUCCGCAAAGCAGUCCAUGAGGGCAUGUGAGUUGUGGACCAGUGGUCAGGUUUAAAUAGGUACCCUUAAACGGACUGAAAGUGCGAUUCAAGAUAUUCUUAACAGGGCAAGAUCUCUGACUGUAGCAUUUUAAUCAAGUUGGAAUGUAAACAAUAACAUCUGUAUAUUUGAUAUUACACAGGGUGGUUAUUUAGGAUUUACUUGAAUAAAUCUGCAAAGUGUAAAAGUUUAAUAUGUAAACUUAAGUGCAACACAACAAUGCAAUAAUGCUUUUUGGCUUAAGUUUUUUAAAUGUUUUUGUUUUUUUUCCCCUUUAAUUUCAUGCUUCUGUUUUUAACAUUGUCCUCCAUACUAUCUACAUCAUGAAUAUGCUGUAGCUGGUUUUAUAAGGUUUUAGACUCUGAGGUCUUUCUCCCCAAAGGGGAUCCAAACGGUUUCAGAGGCUCAGUGAAUGAGGAAAAUCUUUAUUUGUUCUCAAAUGACUAAAAUGAAUUCAGAUACAUUAGUUCUGAGGGAGUUGAGCUGUUUUUUUUUCUCCCCCAAAAGUGAGAAACUAAUAAUUAGGUCACUCACUAAUGUGUUUGGUGACGCAUGUGUUUGUUAAUAUGGGAUUGUGUUGGUUCCCCUGCUUUGUAUGUAUGGGAUUAAACAAUGUAAUCAUGAUGCUAUAUGAAAGCUGAGAUAAGCAUGGUGUUUUUCCCAACUUUAUUUUUAAAAAUUCUGUUAAUUUCUUUUAUAUAAAAAUUUCUGUACAAUAAUGAUAAACAUUUGUGAGAGUUGAACUAUUUUAAAGACUAACUGCUCCCGCUGCAAAUUGUGUUGUUGUACUUGGAUCUAUCUGCAGCAGCCUCUACCUACACUGAACAUGUUAUGUAUUUGGCUUUCCCUUCAUUCUGCAGUUGCAGUCUGAAUUAAAAAAUUGCCUUAAGUGCCAGAACAGUAGUGUUAUAUCAGCAGAAAAACCUCAGCUAAGUCUGUUCAGCAGUGUUGCACAGACACGUUAACUUGUGUAUUUUAGACAGCUGGCAUCUGUCCAAAGUUUUGGAAAGCAGUCACUGUCAGACAAGAACCACAGAUGUGUAAAUUCAAACGAGUUAUAAAAACAUGAUAGACAUUUUUUUCUGUUGUAAAUGUAACAGGAAUCUACUAAAACUUUGUGACAAAAGCUUUUAAACUUUUAGACAAUUUUCUUCCUGCUUCCUUACCCUUUUUAGACAGCAGGAACUAGCCUCUUGUAGGAAGUAAAAGGGUCAAAUCUGAAUUCAUAGAAACAUGUGUUCAGAUGAUGAAUCAUCUUCCAGCACCUCUCGUGGCUGCAGGAUCCUCUACCUUAGUCAGCUUUGCACUUUAAAAAACAGAAGAAAAAAAAACCCUCUAGUUUGUGCCUAGAAAAAACAAAUCUGUUUUACAGCACUUUGUGAAGUAAAUCCUCAAAGUUCUGCAUCUGUCCUCCUCCUUCCACAUUUCAUUCAACAUCUUUUCUUUCAAAGAACAAUUAGACUGAGCUUCAUUUGGGACAACUUUAUUAUAUUGCCAAAGCUGUACAUAUUCUAUAAAUACUUUUUUUUUUUUUUUUCAAAUACUGGAAUACUUACACCUGGCAUCUCAUUACUUUCUUCCGUUAGCAGCCAGCGAAAACAAUAACAGACGAGCUGUAAUAUUCCAGUUUUAAAAAAAAAAAAGAGAAUUUUUUUUUUUUUAAUUAAGCAGGAAAUUCCCAGAUCAGGUUUGGAGAUGCUUCAGAUGGAGCGCUUGUGUUUAAUGAAACAUCUCAAUAUCCUCAAAAUAAUCCUUUGCACAGUUAAAUUACUAAAAAUACAAGCAUGUCAGGAAAAUCCC
Messenger RNA from Melanotaenia boesemani (Boeseman's rainbowfish), 3296 nucleotides. RefSeq names its product butyrobetaine (gamma), 2-oxoglutarate dioxygenase (gamma-butyrobetaine hydroxylase) 1 (gene bbox1). The coding region runs from base 99 to 1487 and encodes 462 amino acids. Gene Ontology annotation, biological process: carnitine biosynthetic process. Gene Ontology annotation, cellular component: mitochondrion. Gene Ontology annotation, molecular function: iron ion binding; gamma-butyrobetaine dioxygenase activity. Lineage: Eukaryota; Metazoa; Chordata; Actinopteri; Atheriniformes; Melanotaeniidae. The record is from RefSeq and is a predicted model, not a curated record. The transcript has 8 exons.